CUCAAAGUGGAGGUGAAAUUUGGUGUAAAAUUUUAUUUUUGUAAUUUAUCUUUAAAAUUCCAAAGAAUUUGAAUCCCAGAGGAAUAUAAAAGGAAAAAUGUAAAGUUCUAUUGGCAAAUAAAGAAAGUAGAAAAAAAGUUUGAGCUUAUGGACAUAAUAGUUUUUGGGUGCUAGUAGAAUCUUUAAAAUGAGAUUCGGCCAGUAGGUCGGCCCGCCUCGCCCUGGCCACCGGCCACCGCGCAGGAGCUCAGAAGUCGGAACCCAGCGAACUCCUUCCGCUCACUCAGUCAAUCAACCUCAACUCGUCACUGUUACCCCUCAGCCGCUUUAGAUGAAGUACUUGAAGCCUAUGAAACUGUACCAUGAAGUGUUGAAAUCAAAUGAGCUCAAAAGAAGCUGUUUGCUUGGGUUGGAUGUUGGUGAUAAGUACGUGGGUCUAUCUGUUUCCGACGCUGAUAACAAAAUCGCAUCACCUUUAAGUGUCCUGGUUCGGAAAAAGAUGAAUAUUGACUUGAUAGCUAGUGACUUCCAAAAUUUGGCAAUACAAGUGAAGCUUUUCAUUGAUGACCUAACAAAAACUGGGAAAUUUGGUGAUUUGAAGUAUACCUUUUGGGACGAGUGCUUCACAUCAAAGAGUGUCGAAUUUCUCUUGAAGCCUCUAUCAUUGCAUCCCGUGCAAUUUAAGACAAUUAUGGACAAAUUUGCUGCCGUUGGUAUCCUUCAGGGUUACCUGGAUUUUGCUAACCGGAGUCGAGAUCAAGAAGCAGAGAUUUCCCAAAACGAAAAGUUUUCAGAGCUUCUCAACGAGGAAUGGCGUAAUCCAGAAAAUUAGUUGUUCCUUUUUAAACACUUCGGCAAUUAAGUUGUAAACUAGUACUGUUACUAUCUGCACGAGAAGUAUUGAAAACAAUUCUGUCAACAAACAAAAUAAAAAUUCAUAAAUAUAAGAAUUUGACA
Molecule: messenger RNA, 957 nt
Organism: Striga asiatica
Lineage: Eukaryota; Viridiplantae; Streptophyta; Magnoliopsida; Lamiales; Orobanchaceae
Source: the annotation of a GenBank genome assembly